CUUUUUUUUUUUUUACUUUUGGCAAGGGACUAUUAAGGAAUGGAUUCACGGAUUUCUCAAUACUACGCUGUGAAAAGUUGGUUGCAACUUUAUUAAUUAAUAUAGAAUCUAAUAUUUUUCAUUUGUAUGUUUUAAAUUGUUGGUGAAUAUUUGUGGUUGCUAUUUUGGGUUCUUGCGGUCGGCCUCUUUUGUUUGGUGUAUGAUAAUCAUCCUGUUAAUUGUAGUUAAUAUGACUGGAAAUUCGUAUUUUGUUUCUCGAUUUCGGUUGUUCAUCUGAAAAAUGGAAGUAAUUCUUAAUAUCAUAUAAUUUAAGAAAAUAGGUUGUUUUCUUUCGUUUCUGCGAUCUAUUGCAAUAUUGAUUUUGCGUUUCUUUUUGUUUGAAAUAUAGUUUGCCCAUCUAAAGUGCAUUCAGAGAUGAUGCAACAAAAAGGGUGGUAUAACCUGUGAAAUAUGCAAUCAGGUUUUCUCACCCAAUUAUAUGGUUCCAACUCCAAGAAGUAAUGCUGAUGUUAUGACUAUUGAUAUCAGGCAAGCAUUGGCUCAACAUAUUGGUCUUCGGGAUCCUCAUUUCUUGACUUUCACGACAGUUGAUAGUCAGUUUCUGCAAUCAGACUAUGAGGACUGUACCUUUGCAAGGGGAACUCUUGCAUGUUUUCAUUCUGUGGUUAUCAUUCUGAUGCUACUCUUGCUGAUACGCCAAACUUUAAUGGUCACAAGAGACAUUGGGAUGGUGCAGGCAUCAUCAGAUUUCAUCCAUGUAAGUUCAAUUUUAUAUUUCUUUAUGUUUUUGAGAUAUGAACAUGUUAGUGACUUAGUUUACAAUCACUUACUGGAAUUUGAAUUCCUAUUGGACUCGGAUAUCAUUUUAACAAUAGAUUUUCCUGUUCUAUUUUUGGUUUUGUCAAAAAGGUAUUCACGUACAACUUUUUUUCCUUCCUUUGUGGCAGUUUCUCAUUUUUUUUUUUUUUUGCAAAUAUUUCAGUAUCAGAUAUCUGUUCUUCAGUUGGCUGGAAUUCUUAUCUCUUGCUAUGUGGCGGUCCGUUCAUGGUACAUUAUACAAUUCCGGCGGAGAAGACAGGUUUGUUAAUUUAUGUCCUUCACCUUCUCUGCUUUGUGUUUGUAAGAUAUAGAUUCUGGUUUCAAUAAUAAACUGUAAAGUAGACUAAUCCUGAAAUUAAAACCAUUCGAAAGACGGAUAUAAUGUUUCAAUCAAAAGCAUUCCAAUCGACAAAUAUUUUAAUCGCCAUUUUUAUGUAGUUUUCUAUUUAAGGAAUCUUCAUAUAUAGCCGGGAAUUAUUAAACUGCAUUGAAUAGUGUGUCUACUGUCACACAAUCGACGUACACAUCUAUUAUUAAAAUGCAUUGAAUUGUGUGUCUACUGCAUUGAACGAGGUUAACUUUUUAAACUAAAUCUUGUGUGACAAAAAAAUCUGUUAUGAUAUGAAAAAAAUUUUAAUUUCAACCCACCUAACAUAUCUUCCUGGUUCCACCCCGGCCCUCUGUCAUGUACAACGUAAUUUAUAGAUAUAAUAAUUGUCCUCCAAUCCGAGUCGGACUUUGAAAUAUUUACAAAUUUUCUGGAAAAUGUGAUUGGUCAUGAACAUAUGAAUACUUAUAAGUAAUCCUGGAGAUACGAGGGCUUAUAGAGAUAGCCUAUGAAAUAUAAGUUGUUCUAAUAAGUGAAGGCUUACGGUGAAUCAGGUCAAAAUACAAGAACAUGUUGUUGAGCUCGUUUGAGUCUCAUUAUAAAGAGAAAUUUUGGUAAAAUAUAUUAUGGAAUAGUAUUUUCUAGGAGAAUAUGUGAUUAAAAAAACUUUGAUUUUAGUGUAGAAUAUUUUAUUGUGUAAAUAUGUUGUGGAGAAUGAUAUUGUAGUAAACAAUUUAAAAUUUUAAAGGGUGUCAAACGGGGGCUUAAUUUAAUCGACCCUAUCCAAGUAACAUAAUUGAUAGUUAGUCAAUGUGGAACCUCCUCUAUCACGUGCACGUCACGUAAUUUAUAGAUAUAACAAGAACCAUAAUUUACGGAAUGCAUUUCAGAAAUAAAUUUCAGUAGACUGAUGCAAUAUUAAGAGGUCAAGAAAAUUUGGAUAUAAGGCUUCACACCUCUCGUAGGGAGUCCCUUUUCAUUACAGCAAUGCUACCUGACCAUUUGUCCUCGUCAUGGAGGUUACCUAUUAUGUCAAACAGAAGUUGUCAAUCGAAGUUUGGUCAAUCUUUUGA
Messenger RNA from Olea europaea var. sylvestris, 2220 nucleotides. RefSeq lists its product as uncharacterized. Gene Ontology annotation, biological process: protein ubiquitination. Bases 479 to 1087 code for a protein of 202 amino acids. NCBI's taxonomy places the organism in Eukaryota, Viridiplantae, Streptophyta, Magnoliopsida, Lamiales, Oleaceae. The record is from RefSeq and is a predicted model, not a curated record. Gene Ontology annotation, cellular component: membrane. Gene Ontology annotation, molecular function: ubiquitin-protein transferase activity. The transcript is spliced from 4 exons.